ACUGAAACAGCGUCAGUUGCAAGUACACUCUGGGUCUCGCAUCACAGUGACAAUGAACGUCUUGGUUUCAACUGCUGUAGUUUGCCUGAUUGUCAGUGCAGUGCACGUCACUGCAAACCUUGGCGGCAGCAGCUUACUUGGUUACAUAAAGAUUUACAGUCCUGGUAAAUCUAAUAACAGCACAGGUACUGGAUUCCCAAAAUACAUGGGAUGUUACCUUGAUGACGCCAAGAGGAUGAUCGGUGCUACUUGGGUUACGCGGAACGACAUGACCCAUGGGUGGUGUUUAAAUUAUUGCAGGAAGGGUCGUCACAAGUAUGCAGCGUUGCAGUAUUUCAGCUAUUGCUUCUGUGGAGACUCCAUCAACAUAGAAAGAUAUCCAAAGAAACCGGAAAGUGACUGCAAUCAACCAUGCAGGGGAAACAGAAGUGAGAUUUGAGGCGGUUCAUGGAGAAAUUCCCUUUACAUGAUGUUCUAAAAAUAAAACAUUUAUUAAACAUUGAACUUUUCA
Messenger RNA from Haliotis rufescens (red abalone), 511 nucleotides. RefSeq names its product putative fungistatic metabolite. Gene Ontology annotation, cellular component: plasma membrane. The record is from RefSeq and is a predicted model, not a curated record. The transcript has 3 exons. The coding region runs from base 53 to 439 and encodes 128 amino acids. Lineage: Eukaryota; Metazoa; Mollusca; Gastropoda; Lepetellida; Haliotidae.